AUGAAGGCAGUUCUCAUCCUAACUGCUCUUAUUCAUGCAUCUACUAGUGACUAUGUUUACCUCUCUCCAGAAGAUGAUCCAGUGCAAGUAGUUUCAAUAAGAAACAUUCCGCUGCUGGUUCCUCAACAACCGAGAGUAAACAUCGUUCCGACAGCUGGCCACUUCCCUUAUCCUGCUGCAGAACCUAUAAUUGUGGCUGGAACUCCUUCCAGUCAACCCAUUCAGUAUGACAUUGCAUAUCCGUAUCCACCAGCAGAGCCUAAAAAUCCGAGUCCAGAACUCAUUGUUCCAUCUACUACUCCAACAGCAGAUUCACAUUCAGACUCAAUAAUUUAUCAUGAUGUUGCGCCUAUUCAUCACGGCACAGGCUCUCCGUACCCUGCGGCAGAGCCUAAACAAAACGAUGACUCGAAGAGUUUUCCCUACCCUGCUGAAGAACCAAAAUCGACGACAAGCUUUCCAUAUCCCGCCUUAGAAGAUACUUACGUUCGCCUGGCGCCUAAAAAAAAUAUAUUUAUUCCACCAGUCCAGGCUAAACAAGCCACCAGUUUUCCCUAUCCAGCUGCAGAUGUGUCCGGCAUUACUACUUCAACCUCCCUGCCGUACCCACCAGCAGAAGAUGAAAAUCAAGAGCUUCCUUAUCCACCAGCACCACCAAAGGUAGUAUCAGAUAGCACCUCACUUCCCUAUCCCGCAGCAGAACCAAAAGUAUUUGAUUAUAUUCCCGCUGAACCUAAAAUAGUACUUACGCCAUCAACAUCUUUUCCUUACCCACCACCGGAGGCAACGAAAGAAAACGAUUACCCUUAUCCAGCAGCAGAAGCGAAAACGAUUCAUCAAACUGGGUCACAUACAGAAGUUGAGCAUAAAGUGGUGACAAACUUCCCGUAUCCAGCUAAGGAGUACUAG
Dendroctonus ponderosae (mountain pine beetle) is the source of this 909-nucleotide messenger RNA. Its product is annotated as vegetative cell wall protein gp1-like. The transcript has a single exon. The coding region runs from base 1 to 909 and encodes 302 amino acids. NCBI's taxonomy places the organism in Eukaryota, Metazoa, Arthropoda, Insecta, Coleoptera, Curculionidae. The record is from RefSeq and is a predicted model, not a curated record.